GUGUUUUCCUCGAGAGGCAAUCGAAAAGUGGCAUCGAGGGUCGGCUGAAGAAACCUGUGUCGGCACCGUCGGAGCGAAAAUGCUGGCUUCCCGUGCACUGCUGGUCGGAAGACUGUUGCACCGUGGCCUCGGGCGGAAGGCAACAACGGGCGUGCUGCGUAACCAGCUCGUUCGCCAUGGGCACGACUGGUCAUAUCGAGUGAACGGACCGAAGCCGGAAAUGGCAACACGCAUCGGAGCACAGAUUGCCGGAGGUCUCAUGUGGUGGUGGGUGUUGUGGCAUCUGUUCCACGAAUACGAACACAUUACGGGUGAAUUUGAAUAUCCCGACCCUUCACAAUGGAGCAACGCCGAGCUGGGCAUUCCCUCCGAGUUGGACGAAUUGGAGUAAGCUCACUGCCAGCUGCCUAAUCUUGUUGCUAAACCAUGUGCUUUCGAACGUCCGGGAGAGCUGUUUCGGUGGAAUUCUGUUGUAAAUAAACAGUGGCGAGCGUAGCAAAUGUU
Anopheles cruzii is the source of this 504-nucleotide messenger RNA. Its product is annotated as NADH dehydrogenase [ubiquinone] 1 beta subcomplex subunit 2, mitochondrial-like. The transcript is spliced from 3 exons. Lineage: Eukaryota; Metazoa; Arthropoda; Insecta; Diptera; Culicidae. Bases 80 to 391 code for a protein of 103 amino acids. The record is from RefSeq and is a predicted model, not a curated record. Gene Ontology annotation, cellular component: mitochondrial inner membrane.